This is a messenger RNA of Polyodon spathula (Mississippi paddlefish), 4016 nucleotides long. Its product is annotated as unconventional myosin-XVIIIa-like. The transcript is spliced from 23 exons. Bases 216 to 4016 code for a protein of 1266 amino acids. Gene Ontology annotation, molecular function: protein binding; cytoskeletal motor activity; ATP binding. Gene Ontology annotation, cellular component: myosin complex. NCBI's taxonomy places the organism in Eukaryota, Metazoa, Chordata, Actinopteri, Acipenseriformes, Polyodontidae. The record is from RefSeq and is a predicted model, not a curated record.
CAGAAAGCAGGAGCCGCUGUUAACACAGCCCGUCCACACCGAACUGGAAUUACAAGCGCGUUUAAUAACCUCCGAACUGGACGAAACUUAAAAAAAAAAACAAACAAACAAAAAAAACUGGUCUAGCAAAAUCUAACUGGAGGAAAGUUCAAGAAUUAAUUGUUCAUCCUGUAAAAAAAAAAAAAAAUUUGGAACAAGACUUCUUACAUUCCAAGAUGUUCAGCUUAAUGAAAAAGGACAAAGAGAAAGAUGGUGGGAGGAAGGAUAAGAAAGACAAGAAGGACAAGAAGGAGAGGAUGUCGGCGGCGGAGCUGAAGAGCUUGGACGAGAUGAGCAUGCGGAGGGGCUUCUUCAACCUGAACCGAGGCUCCAAGAGGGACUCCCGGAGCAAGAUGGAGAUCUCCAACCCCAUCCCCAUCAAGGUGGCAAGCAGCACGGAGCUCUGCCUCACCGACAUCGACUCGGACAGCGUGAGCCACCGGAGCAGUCUGGUCCUGGACUCAGGGCAGCUCAGUACGGCCAGCUCCAGCGACGACCUCAAAACCGACCAGGAAGGAGGAGGAGGAGGGGGCCGAGGGGGCUCCGUGCUCCAGCGGGCUGCCAAGUUCGGCUCGCUGGCCAAGCAGAACUCCCAGGUGGGCCAGAUCAUCAAGCGGUUCUCCUUCUCCCAGAAGAGCAAGGACGAGAGCCCGUCGGAAACCUCCUCCACGCCCUCGGAGCAGAACUCCGCCGCUCCGUCCCCGCAGGUGGAGGCGAAGCAGGGUUUCCAGCUCAUGCAAGCCCCUGCCCGUCCCAACAGGGCUGCGCCCGGCAGCGGGGUGCGCAUCCCGGAGCUGGUGGAUAAAACCUUCCCUGCGGACCUGAGGCUGCCCGCCGUUGUCCCAGCCCAGGCCCCUGAGCCGCGGGAGCUGGAGCUGCAGAGGAGGAACACGGGCGACUUUGGCUUCUCCCUGCGCAGGACGAUGAUGCUGGACCGGGGGGCAGAUGGGCAUGUUUACCGCAGGGUGGUCCAUUUCGCCGAGCCCGGAGCCGGCACGAAAGACUUGGCGCUGGGGCUGGUGCCAGGGGACCGGCUGGUGGAGAUUAACGGCAAGAACGUGGAGAAUAAGAGCCGGGACGAGAUCGUGGAGAUGAUCCGGCAGUCUGGAGACACAGUGCGGCUGAAAGUGCAGCCCAUUCUGGAGCUGAGUGAGCUGAGUCGCUGCUGGCUGAGGAUCAGAGAGGGAAUCCGCAAAGAGGCUUUCGACCUGGAGCCUGUGGCUUGUGCCUCUGCCCACACUCAGGGUAUGGUGGAUGAGAUCCCAGCAACAGCUCUACAGGCCCCCUCUGCAGCUUCUACUACUGCUCAGCACCAGGUGAAGACGGAGGAAGAGAUUGCAGCAGAGCAGGAAUGGUAUGGCACAGACAAGGUGUGGCUGGUCCACAAGGACGGGUUCUCUCUAGCGACUCUGCUGAAGGCGGAGAACCACAGUCUUCCUGAAGGAAAGGUGAAGAUUAAACUGGAACAUGACGGGACAGUACUGGAUGUGGACGAGGACGAUGUGGAGAAGGCUAAUCCCCCAGCCUUCGAUCGCGUGGAGGACCUGGCGUCCCUGCAGUAUCUCAACGAGUCGAGCGUGUUGCACUCCCUGCGGCAGCGCUACGGAGGGAACCUGCUCCACACCUACGCCGGGCCCAGCAUGGUCAUCGUCAACCCCCUGAGCGCCCCCUCCAUGUACUCCGAGAAGGUGAUGCACAUGUUUAAAGGCUGCCGGCGGGAGGAUUCGUCCCCUCACAUCUACGCUGUGGCCCAGGCUGCUUACCGCAACCUGCUGACCACCCGGCAGGACCAGUCCAUCAUCCUGUUGGGCAAGAGCGGCAGCGGCAAGACCACCAACAGCCAGCACCUGGUGCAGUACCUGGUGUCCAUCGCCGGCAGCACCGGCAAGAUCUUCUCCGCUGAGAAGUGGCAGGCAGUGUACACGAUCCUGGAGGCAUUUGGGAACAGCGCUACAGGGAUGAACAGCAAUGCCAGCCGAUUCUCUCAGAUCGUCUCGUUGGACUUCGACCAGGCUGGGCAGGUGGCCUCAGCGUCUCUGCAGACCAUGCUGUUGGAGAAGCUGCGUGUGACGAGGCGUCCUGAUGCCGAGGCCUCCUUCAAUGUGUUUUACUACAUGAUGGCCGGGGCUGACAGCACGCUCAGAACGGAGCUCCACUUUAACCACUUUGCAGAGAACAGCGCUUUCGGAAUCGCACCGCUGUCAAAGCCUGAUGAGAAACAGAAGGCAUCCCAGCAAUUCACAAAGCUGCAAGCUGCAAUGAAAGUGCUGGGGAUUGCAUCAGAAGAGCAGAGGGCCUUUUGGCUGGUCCUAGGAGCCAUCUACCACUUGGGAGCAGCUGGCGCUACCAAAGAAGCGGAUGAAGCUGGAAGGAGGCAGUUUGCCCGUCACGAAUGGGCGCAGAAGGCGGCUUAUCUGCUGGGCUCCACUCUGGAGGCGCUGUCCUCGGCCAUCUUCAAACACCAGCCCAAAGGAACACUCCAGAGAUCCAACUCCUUCCGCCAGGGGCCUGACGACAUGGGUCAGGGAGACGGCUCAGGACCCAAAGUUACGGCUCUGGAGUGUUUGGAAGCCAUGGCGUCGGGACUCUAUUCAGAACUCUUCACUCUGCUGAUCUCUCUCAUUAACAGAGCCUUGAAGUCCAGCCAGCACUCUCUGUGCUCCAUAAUGGUGGUGGACACGCCGGGAUUCCAGAACCCUCGCACCGCCCGGCAGGACCGCGGCGCCACCUUCGAGGAGCUGUGCCACAACUACACCCAGGAGCGGCUGCAGACGCUGUUCCACGAGCGCACGUUCGUUCAGGAGCUCGAGCGAUACAAGGAGGAAAACAUAGAGCUUGCAUUAGAUGACCUGGAGUCCAGCACAUCCCUGUCUGUAGCUGCAGUAGAUCAAGCCUCGCACCAAGCUCUGGUACGGAGCCUGGCCCGGAAUGACGAAGCCCGGGGGCUGCUGUGGCUGAUGGAGGAGGAAGCGCUGCAGCCAGGGGGCAGUGAGGAGACCCUCCUGGACAGGCUCUUCACGUACUACGGACCUCACGAGGGGGGCGAUAAGAAAGGCCAGAACCCGUUGCUGAAGAGUGACAAGCCGCAUCACUUCCUGUUGGGGCACAGCCACGCCACGGACUGGGUGGAGUACGAUGCCCGGGGCUGGCUGUCCCACGCCAAGCAGAACCCCGCCUCCCAGAACGCGGUCGCUCUGCUGCAGGACUCGCAGAAGAAGAACAUCAGCUGCCUGUUCAUGGGGCGCUCCGGCUCCGCGACCGUCCUGUCGGGCUCCAUCGCGGGGCUGGAGGGCAGCUCUCAGCUUGUCCUGAGAAGAGCCACCAGCAUGAGGAAGACCUUCACCACCGGAGUGGCGGCUGUCAAGAAGAAGAGCCUCUGCAUCCAGAUCAAACUGCAAGUGGAUGCCCUGAUCGACACGGUGAAGAAGUCCAAGCUCCACUUUGUGCACUGCUUGCUUCCGAAGGCGGACGCCCUCAGUUCGGAUGUGCGGCUCUCCUCCGGUGGCCCGUCACCCAAGGCUGGCGAGGGCGAGCCCCACGGAGAGAACUGCGACUCCGGACUGAUGCAGCUGGACGUUGGCCUCCUCCGGGCUCAGCUCCGCGGCUCCAAGCUCCUCGACGCGCUCCAGAUAUACCGCCAAGGUUACCCCGAUCACAUGGUGUUUUCUGAGUUCCGCCGCAGGUUCGACGUCUUGGCUCCACACCUCACAAAGAAACACGGGCGCAAUUACAUCGUCACUGAUGAGAAACGGGCUGCUGAAGAGCUUCUGGAGUCCCUGGACUUGGAGAACAGCAGUUAUCACAUGGGGCUGAGCAGGGUGAGCACGAGCAGGGGAGGCAUCGUUCAUCCUGGAACAGUAAAGCACGCAGACCACCAACUGGCUCCAAUGACUUUAUCAGAGCAGGCUUUCCAUACAGCUGCAGCUACAGGUCCAGCCGAGUCAGAUCUGUCUGUCUUCCACAACCACCUGCAGUAA